AGUCGUGCGCCGGCCGCUGCGCACAUCGUAUCAAAACAACGCAACGCAUAUGCAGCAGUGAAACAAAGCAGCAACAUGGACUAUUGGAUCUGGUCGCUGCUGGUUGUCACGCUGACCUACGCUAUUACUAGCAUCUACAGACAGCUAAGUUACUUCUCUAGAUGGGGAAUACCUCAUCCACGAGAGAUGCCUAUAGUUGGUGCUAUUUACGCCCUGUUCUUUCCACGUCGUCAUAUCAAUGAUUUUAUCAAAUACAUCUACGACUUUAAUCCCGAUGCCAAGUACGUCGGAGCUCACAUCUUCACGAAGCCGACGAUCUUCAUUCGAGACCUGGACCUGGUGAAGACUGUGCUGGUGAAACACUUUGAUCACUUUGCCGAUAGGAAGACGUUCGUCGACGAGAAGGCUGAUCCUCUGUUUGGGCGGAAUUUGAAUUUUCUAAACGGCGAUCGGUGGAAGGAGAUCAGGACUAUCCUCAGCCCAGCGUUUACUUCCAGCAAGAUGAAGACGAUGUACGUGCUCAUGUCGAAGUGUGCGGAGAACUUCACCGACGAGUUUCUGAAGAAGUACGGAGACGCCGAAGCUGUGGACAUGAAGGGCGCGAUCGGGAAGUACACCAACGAUACCAUAGCCAGCUGUGCUUUUGGCAUCGAGGUCGACAGUAUGAAGGACCCCAACAACGAGUUCUACCUCCAGGCUAAAGAGAUUAAUUUCAAGGGUGUAACACUACUGAAGAUUCAACUCGAGAUGAUCUUCCCGACUCUAACUCGUAAAUUUGGCAUGAGGAUAGUCUCCAAGAAGGUCACCGACUUCUUCGUCAACGCCAUUGCCACUACGAUGAGUGUCCGAGAGGAGCAAGGUAUCUUCAGACCUGACAUGUUACAACUGAUGAUGGAAGCUCGGUCCAAAAUGGACAAGGAGGCAGCGGAGCGAUUUGACCUGCUCGAGAUGACGGCUCAGGCGUUUCUUUUUUUCCUGGCGGGCUUCGAUGCCAGUAGCAACCAGUUCUGCAUAAUAGCCCACGAGCUCGCCGCGAACCCGGACAUCCAGUCCCGGCUCCAAGCUGAGGUCGACGACCUAAUGCAAAAAUGCGACAACAAGCCGACCUACGAUGCUCUCAACCACAUGCCAUACAUGGACGCCGUGAUUAGCGAGAGCUUGAGACGACACCCGAUAGCUUUUCUCAAUCGACUCUGUUCCAAGGAGUUCGAACUACCACCAGCGGUUCCAGAUUCGAAACCUUAUACAAUGAAACCUGGAGACGGCCUGAUGAUACCCGUAGCAGGCAUCCACAUGGACCCAAACCUAUACCCCAAUCCAGAGCGGUUUGAUCCCGACAGGUUCAUCGACAAGAAAAUUGCGAUAAGCGACGUGACCAACCUAGGUUUCGGACUCGGGCCCAGAAUGUGCAUCGGCAAUCGGUUCGCGAUCUUAUCCAUGAAGUCCCUCCUGGUUCAACUUCUUUCCAGGUGCAACCUGGUACCUUGCAGUAAGACCUGCAUACCUCUGGAGUACUGCAAGAACAUCUUCGCUCCAACUCCGAAAAAUGGAUUCUGGCUGAGAAUCGAACCCAGAACGGAGAGUCGCUGAUGUAAAACUAGCAAUAAAACUUAUUCAUACCUA
Messenger RNA from Nasonia vitripennis (jewel wasp), 1623 nucleotides. It is a transcript of the gene CYP9AH6, whose product is annotated as cytochrome P450 9AH6. Lineage: Eukaryota; Metazoa; Arthropoda; Insecta; Hymenoptera; Pteromalidae. The coding region runs from base 76 to 1590 and encodes 504 amino acids. The record is from RefSeq and is marked validated. Gene Ontology annotation, molecular function: oxidoreductase activity, acting on paired donors, with incorporation or reduction of molecular oxygen; heme binding; monooxygenase activity. The transcript has 2 exons.